Vigna umbellata (rice bean) is the source of this 1117-nucleotide messenger RNA. The record is from RefSeq and is a predicted model, not a curated record. NCBI's taxonomy places the organism in Eukaryota, Viridiplantae, Streptophyta, Magnoliopsida, Fabales, Fabaceae.
AUGGUGGUUGUUUUCUUUUAUGUGCACUGUAUUUUUAACAUGCUUUUCUUUUCUAAUUUAGUGAUGUCAUGACGAUAGAAAAUAAAUAUAACUUUGGCCAUAAGACUCAAUUUGUAGGUUAAUAAAAAUCUUGAUCAACGGUUUAGAUAGGGCUUUGGUUGUCUAAAUUUGGACUCUGCUUAUUGAAUUAUGCAAACCAUCUUCUCCUGUGGAACAAAUUGCUGAAUAAAUUCAUGUGCUUAUGCUGUACCACAGGUAAUAAAGUGGAGAUGUCCAAAGCAAACCAUCCCUCCCAAUUCUGAUACUGGUUUCCAAAAGAAACUCCUCUAUCUAGAAUCCAUUGGCAUUGACUCUUUCUCCCUUAUUGAAAACCAUCCAAUGCUGAUCACUACCUCUCUUACAGACAUAAAAUCGACUGUGGAAUAUAUCACCUCCAUGGAUUUCACGGCAACCGAGUUCCGGCGUAUGGUUGGCAUGUGCCCGGAGAUUCUGACCACCAAUGUCUCUGACAUCAUACCGGUGUUCACCUUCCUUCAUCGCGAGGUACACGUGCAUUGUUCAGACAUCAAGCGGGUCAUAAAUCGGCGUCCCAGGUUGCUUGUCUGCAGUGUCAGUAAGCGACUUCGUCCUACCCUAUACUUCCUCCAAAGUAUUGGCAUAGAAGAGGUAAACAAGCAUACUGACUUGCUAUCAUGUAGUGUUGAAGAAAAGUUCAUGCCCAGAGUUGAUUACUUUGAGAAUAUUGGGUUUUCUCGCCGUGAUGCAACUUUAAUGUUUCGCAGAUUUCCUCAGCUGUUUUGUUAUAGUAUUAAAAAUAAUUUGGAGCCUAAAUACAGUUACUUUGUGGUGGAGAUGGGGAGAGAUUUGAAGGAGCUGAUAGAAUUUCCACAAUAUUUCUCAUUUAGCCUUGAGAAUAGAAUUAAGCCUAGGCAUAAAAAGUGUGUAGAAAUGGGGCUGUGUUUUCCUCUCCCUGCCUUGUUAAAAACAAAGGAAGUGAAAUUUCAAAGUAGAUUGGAAGUAUUUGUAAAUUCUUCAACACCCUUGAAAACAUCCCCUCUGUGGUGUGCUGGCUCUGAUUUUUAUCAAGUAUAGAAUAACACUUGCUUUGUACAUUUAA